Messenger RNA from Rhodofomes roseus, 1684 nucleotides. RefSeq names its product Pyruvate/Phosphoenolpyruvate kinase-like domain-containing protein. Lineage: Eukaryota; Fungi; Basidiomycota; Agaricomycetes; Polyporales; Fomitopsidaceae. The record is from RefSeq and is a predicted model, not a curated record. Bases 264 to 1349 code for a protein of 361 amino acids. Gene Ontology annotation, molecular function: catalytic activity. The transcript has 7 exons.
UCGUGGCGUUUGCUUCUGGUCUCGGCGCGGGUGGUCUGCGCUGUUAGUGACGAUACCUGCGCUUCGUAAUGGGCCCAAAUCGGUCGGUGGAGUGGAAUACAGACAUGCCAAACUUCUCGGCGGACGCUUUUCUGCGAGGAUAAAAGCAAGCUGGGAUCCUCCGUGGCCUACCAACCCAGCAGCGUUUUGUCACACUAGGGCACCCGCGAGCUCCCUCCCGCAACAUCUCCUUCGACUAUCUUUAUAUCACUCCCCUUUGCAAAAUGCCGGGUUUCGAGUUCACUCGCGAGUCUGAGCAGACUCAGCCUACCGUCCAGACACAGCUCGCGCACUCGGCGGACACGCCCCCCGCGUCUGAGCCCGCCUCCCCCAUCGAGGGUGAUGCGCCCCGCUCUGGUGUCUACUACAACCCCCGUCUCGACCCCAAGAACUACUUGGAGGGCCCUCUUUCCUCUAACCCCGCUACCCGUCUCCGCCAGAUGCUUGCUCGCCCCGGUAUCGUUGUUGCACCUGGUAUCUGCGAUGGUAUCAGUGCUCGCUGUGCUAUCGAGGCUGGCUUCGACUGCCUCUACCAAAGUGGUGCUGCGACGACGGCAUCGAGGCUGGGCAUGCCCGACGUUGCAAUCGCUACCCUGAACGAUUUCGUCCAGAGCGCAGAGAUGGUCUGCGGCAUCAACCCUUCCAUGCCUGUGAUCGCUGACGCGGACACCGGGUUCGGUGGUCCCGCUAUGGUCGCACGCACAGUAACGAAGUACGCAAAGGUUGGCGUUGCCGGGCUCCACAUCGAGGAUCAGGUCCAGACCAAGCGGUGCGGGCAUCUCAUGGGCAAGCAGGUCGUCUCCCGGGAGGAGUUCCUCCAGCGCAUCCGCGCAGCGGUCAUCGCCCGCGACUCCAUUCCCGGCGGCUCUGACUUCGUCAUCAUCGGUCGCACGGACUCUGCGCAGGUGCUUGGCAUGGAGGAGGCGACCACACGCCUUAAGCUCGCGGCGGACGCGGGUGCCGACGUGUGCUUCAUCGAAGGCGUGAAGACGGCGGACCUCCUCACGUCGACCAUCGCCGCUCUUGCGCCCAAGCCGGUCCUCGUCAACGUCAUCUCCGGUGGUCUCACGCCGUCCUUCACUUGCCAGGAGGCUGAGGCGCUCGGUGCGAAGAUCAUCAUCUUCUCGCUCGUUUCCUGCGUCGCGAUGGUGCACGCUGUCCGGGAGGCAAUGCACCUCCUCAAGAAGACCGGCACCGACUUCUCGUCUGCACGGGGUAUGGACCCGAAGGCGUUCUUCAAGGUCGUCGGCCUCGACGAGGUCAUCGAGCUCGACGCACAGGCGGGCGGUGCGGCCUUCGCGCAAGUGUAACUUCCUAUGUCACUGUCUCUGCAUUGAAGGGUCGGAAGCUUAAGCUUGACGGGCAUCUUGUACCGCAUACACGCCAUCACAUCAUCUAUACUUGUUGUACAACGUUCCCUCACAUACAUAGACUACCGCAUUGUAAAUCUAUGCGCAUAUCGCGCUUCUCUUGGGUAUUCUGAACGGCCCGCAUGAUGGCAUUGGGAGGGCAGCGCGCGCCACGUACUACGUGGAUUCUGCAUUCUGAUGAAGUCGCUGCGGAUACCUGUAUCUCGCUGGUACAAUGCUACUGCAUAGACUGAGGCCGGACUUCAAUUAAUUCGAAUUCAAGUCGACUAAGUAUA